Molecule: messenger RNA, 474 nt
Organism: Rosa rugosa (rugosa rose)
Lineage: Eukaryota; Viridiplantae; Streptophyta; Magnoliopsida; Rosales; Rosaceae
Product: probable LRR receptor-like serine/threonine-protein kinase At1g56140
Exons: 4
Coding region: 27-272 (81 amino acids)
Source: RefSeq, a predicted model, not a curated record
UAAUUGAGGCAUGUAUUUCUAUUUUCAUGAUUAUGUUUAUUGGAAACAAUAAGUUGAAUGGCGCUCUCUCUGAAUCGAAAAGCUCAUCUCUUCUCAAUGUAGAUUUAUCAUACAAUAAUCUAGUUGGGAGCAUUCCUUCUUGGGUCAACGGAACGAGUUUACAGCUUAAUUUAGUUGCCAACAACUUCACCCUUGACAGUUCAAACAGCAGGAAGCUGUCAAGGGACAAUUAUGGAGAUUACGUGAUCCCCAGGGGAAGCCACCAGGUGUAAUGCAGUAGUACAGCUAGCUAGUUUGUAUAUUUAACUUGUGUCUAGUAGAAAUUCUUCCUUCAUUAAGUAUUUGGACUUGUCUGCAGAUUCAAAUUAGUAGAUAUGGGCAAUUUUGAACUGAUGCUCAUGAUUAGGUUUGUGUACAUAAGACAAUGGUGGAUUAGUGAAAAUUUCAAUGAAUGAUUUUGGAUGUGUAUUUUAU